UACAAAUCCAACGUUUAUUUUCUUACCCAUUCAAAAAUGAGAAAUCCGGUCACGGUUUGCACUACGGUGACAGAGUCGGAAUAUGAAAAAAUAAUGUUUUCUAAUGUGUUGGUCACAAGAAAGAGAAACAUCGUAUGGGGACGAAAUUGGAGGACUAUUGACUUUCAGUUUUUUGUUACGUUUGUUUUAGUUCAUUUACUAGCACUUUUUGCACCAUUUACAUUCGAUUGGAAUGUUUUGGUAUUUGUAUUUUUUAAAUGGGCGAUGAAUGGGAUUGGUUUAACUCUCUCUUAUCAUCGUAAUCUAGCACACCACAGUCUAAAGCUACCAAAGUGGCUUGAGUACUUGUUUGCUUAUUUUGGGGUGCUUGCAUUCCAGUGGGAUCCAAUAUCUUGGGUGAGCGUUCAUAGAUUGCACCAUAAGUAUGUAGAUUCUGAGAAAGAUACACACUCCCCCACUUUCGGUUUUUGGUAUAGUCAUGCUGGUUGGCUUUUUGAUAGUGCCUACAUAAUUGAAAAGUUUCAAGAAACUAAUAACGUAGAUGAUUUAAAGAAUCAAGUAUUUUAUAGGUUUAUUCAAAGAACCUACAUAUUGCAUCUAUUCGCACAUGUGUGCCUCAUAUACGCUUAUGGUGGAUUUUCCUAUAUUGUUUGGGUUGUGGGUGUGAUGACGACAUGGUCUUACCAUGUAACAUUUCUAGUGAACUCGGCUUGUCAUGUAUGGGGUACUCAAAAAUGGGACACCGGUGAUCUUUCCAAGAAUAAUUGGUGGGUGGCAUUACUUACUUUUGGAGAAGGAUGGCAUAACAAUCAUCAUGCAUUUGAAUAUUCAGCUCGACAUGGGUUAGAAUUUUGGCAAUUUGACCUCAGUUGGUAUAUAAUAAGGUUUCUUGAAGCACUCGGAUUAGCUACCAAUGUGAAGUUGCCAACUGAAGCUCAUAAACUAAAAAAAUCAUUCACUUCUCAUAACAAGUUCAAGUGAUCGACCGAUAAAUAUGUCAACAAUAAUGAUCAGAUCGGAUUGCUUUUACAUGCUAAUGUGUUUGUUUUUUAGUAUAAUAUCAUCAAAUAACUAUUACAACAAGAAGCUUAUAUGAAAAAUAACUUAUAAUAUCUUGUGUGAUUUUAUUUCUGCAUGUAUGGGUACAUGUUUCAAACCAUAAAGCUCUAUAUAAGUGGGAGAGGAUUAAUAAUGUUUGUAUUUCUUAUGCAAAUAAUAAAGUGUUAUAUUUAGUAGCUUAUUUUUUAAUAAACUUCGAAUUCGAAUAUGUUGAUC
Messenger RNA from Lactuca saligna, 1275 nucleotides. The record is from the annotation of a GenBank genome assembly. NCBI's taxonomy places the organism in Eukaryota, Viridiplantae, Streptophyta, Magnoliopsida, Asterales, Asteraceae.